AGGAGGCGGAGGCGGCGGGAACCGCAGCGGCCACCCGCCGCCGUAUCUCCAUCUCUCGCCGCCCCCUUCCCUCAGUCCCUCAUGACGGUGUGGUGCUGCCGCUGCUCCCUGACCAGCCGCUUCAGAAAUUAUAGUAGUCCAGAAACUGAAGGAUGCUUUUUGAAUUCCUUAGUGCAGUAUUUUGAUGACAGUCUUGGGACAAACACUAAAACUAUGCCGUUACUACAAGAAACUACACUUCCUGUGGACCCAGCACUGACUUUGCCCAUAGUAGUAAUUGGUAAUGGACCUUCAGGAAUUUGCCUCUCUUACAUGUUGUCUGGAUAUAGACCAUAUUUAUCUCCUGAAGCUGAACAUCCAAAUCUUAUUUUGUAUAAUAAGUUAAAAGAAGCUAUUCAUCUUUCUAUCGUUGAUCAGGAAUUAGAGUACUUGGCUGAAGGCCUGGAAGGACGCUCUUCAAAUCCUGUUGCAGUUCUGUUUGACACAUUGCUUCAUCCUAAUGCUGAUUUUGGAUUUAAAUACCCACCGAUUCUUCAGUGGAAAUUUGAACCACAUCACUACAUUCCUCAUAUGGUGCUUGGCAAAGGACCACCUGGUGGUGCUUGGCAUUCUAUGGAAGGUUCUAUGCUCACCAUCAGCUUUGGAAACUGGAUGGAAUUACCUGGAUACACAUUUAAAGAUUGGGCUGCUACUAAACGGAGAAAUAUAAAGUGUGACAGAGUUCUGCCAGAGGAAGUUGCAAAUUAUUACAAGCACUAUGUUAAAAUCAUGGGCUUACAGAAAAACUUCAGAGAAAAUACUUAUAUAACAUCCGUGUCAAAGUUUUAUCGUGACCAGGACUGUGAAGGUGAAAGCCCUUUGCAAAUGGAAGAACAGGGUGGGCAGACUCCACUGAUCAAGAGAAACUGGGAAAUACGAGGUUAUCAGAGAUCAGCAGAUGGCUCUCAUAUGCCAUUCUGUUUGUUUGCUGAGAAUGUGGCUCUGGCCACUGGAACUUUUGAUGCUUCUGGCCGACUGCAAGUUGAAGGAGAAGACUUCCCUUUUGUGCUCCAUACCAUAUCGGAUUUUGGAGCUGCCAUAGAUAAAGGAAUAUUACAUGGGAAAACAGAUCCAGUUUUAAUUAUAGGUGGUGGACUCACAGCAGCUGAUGCAGUUCUGUGUGCUUAUAAUAAUAAUGUACCUAUUAUUCAUGCAUUCCGUAGGAGAGUCACUGACCCAAGUUUAAUUUUCAAGCAAUUACCGAAAAAACUUUACCCAGAAUACCAUAAAGUCUACCAUAUGAUGUGUACUCAGUCAGUUACUCUGGAUUACAAUUUGCAUCCUGCUUAUACCAGUUUCCCUGAACAUCAAGUACUUUCUUUUCAGCCCGAUAUGAAAUGUAUCCUACAGAGUACAUCGGGAUUAAAGAAGAUCUUAAAAUUCUCUUUAGCUGUAGUCUUAAUAGGUUCUCAUCCUAACUUAUGUUUUCUAAAGGACCAAGGCCAGAGCAUAUGCCAUAAUCCAAAUGAACCAGUUACGUGCAAGGGCAACCCCAUUGAAAUUGAUCCAUAUACAUAUGAGUGUAUAAAGGAACCCAACCUUUUUGCGCUUGGUCCACUGGUUGGAGACAAUUUUGUACGCUUUUUAAAAGGAGGAGCAUUGGGAAUUACACGGCAUUUAGUUGCAAAGCAGAAGAAACAUCAAUUUAUAGUUGAAAGAGACGCAGAUGGAGUCCCCUAAAGCAAAUAGACAUAGACAUGAUCUGAGGAUCUGCAGGCAUAUGCUAAUAACUGGUCCAUUAAUAACUAAGUGAUUAGUCUUGGUUUUGUUAUGCAUACCAGUUUUUUUGUGCUUGCAUUGCCUCAUAGAGGAAGAUGCUACAACAGUAUUGCAGCCUUGCACAAUGCAAAAAAAAAAAAAGCAGUUUUUCUGGAAUUGCUUCUAAUUAAGGCAACUGUAAUGGAUAACAAUGCAUGCCAAUUUGCUUUGGUAUCAAAGCUUAGAAAUACAUAUGUAUGUAUAUAUAGAAAAAGUUUUUACUCAUAAGCUAAUUGUUUUGCUAUACAAAACUAGAUGAGUAUUUAAGAAUAGAAUUUUCUCCUUAACAUAGAUUAAGGCAAAUGUUCAGCCAGUUAUUUGCAGCAAAGAUUUUAUAAAGCCAACAUGAGAAUGUUGCAUAUUCAGAAUCUCAAGGAGUUACAAAUUAGAGAUGUGCCUAAUCUCUUACAUCUGAAUCACAACUAGUGCUUGAGUCUAAUGAAGGCACCAGUCAUUAAUCAAAUACAUGCAGUACAAUCCAGCUAAAUCUGACAUUUCACACACAAGUCAUGCUCCAGAGAAGCAUGUGGAGAUGGGGAGAACUUGCCCAUAAUUUAUUGUAGUUUCUAUUACAAUUCCAUUACAGUUCUGAGGCAAAAUAGCUUGUUAAUUAUGGGAGCUAUUGCUAUAGAAACUACAAGGAUAAUUUGUGGUUCCCUUUGUAUUUAAUUUUUAUGAAUUAUGAAUGCUUAUUUUUUAGCAUCCUAAACUUUUAAUAAGUACAUUGGCUGCAAUUCCUAUGGACAUCAAGAUGCAUGUGUGGCAGAUUAUUUUCCUAAUCUUCCCUUCAAUUUUUUGUCAGUCCUGCCCCCCUGCCCCCUUUAAACCUGGGAUGUUUACUAUUAGGUAAGAUGAGAAAAAAAGAACAAAAUGCAAUUUACUGCUAAUGUACUAAAUAUAUAGAACUGGGAUCGCUAACCAAUUAUUAUAAAAGUCGGCAAGAAUGAAAGGCAUUUACUUUUAAUUCAGUUUUCCCUUAUGUAUAUUAUGGAGUAUGAAACAGUAAUUCUGGGUUAAAUUGCGUGUGGAAUUAAAUGAAUGUCCAGCAUUUAAAGUGUGCCUAUUUUUCAUUGUAGGGAUGAACUUCAGGGUUGCCAAUAAUUUUAAAAUAAAAGCA
Molecule: messenger RNA, 2914 nt
Organism: Candoia aspera
Lineage: Eukaryota; Metazoa; Chordata; Lepidosauria; Squamata; Candoiidae
Gene: OSGIN2
Product: oxidative stress induced growth inhibitor family member 2
Exons: 6
Coding region: 82-1719 (545 amino acids)
Biological process (GO): negative regulation of cell growth
Molecular function (GO): growth factor activity
Source: RefSeq, a predicted model, not a curated record